Molecule: messenger RNA, 2407 nt
Organism: Dermatophagoides pteronyssinus (European house dust mite)
Lineage: Eukaryota; Metazoa; Arthropoda; Arachnida; Sarcoptiformes; Pyroglyphidae
Product: prolyl 3-hydroxylase OGFOD1-like
Biological process (GO): regulation of translational termination; peptidyl-proline hydroxylation
Cellular component (GO): cytoplasm
Molecular function (GO): iron ion binding; peptidyl-proline dioxygenase activity; L-ascorbic acid binding
Source: RefSeq, a predicted model, not a curated record
UUCAUGUUGAUAUAGCAAAGCUGCUGCACACCCACGCUCAAUUUUCAAUCAAAUUAAAAUCGGUAAAUAUUUCCUUUUCUCUGAAUCAAAAUUCAUUGAUUUAUUCCGCAUAUUUGGUUGUUGUCGUCUUCGUCGUUGAAAGUUAAUUUUAUUGUGUUAAAGAAAUGGACGACGAAGACAAUCAAUCAUCAUCCGAUACUUUGAAAAGAAAACUUGAUGAACACCAACAACAACAACAACAGCCGGGUGAUGAGAAUAAAAAAUUAAAAACAAAUAAUCAAUCUGAUCAGCCAAUACCAUCAUCAUCAUCAUCAAAUGAUUCAUUGGAAGAGAUAAAAAUUGAUUCAAUUGAAUUGAAUUCAUUAUUUCUGAACGAAUUGGAUGAAUUGAGAAAAUCCUACAAAGAAUCUACCGAAUUAAAAUCUGAACAUUCUGCUACAAUCAUAAACAAACCAUUCAAAGUUGUACAAUUUCAUAAUUUCAUCGAAAAUGAUCAACUAAUUUUGCCACAAAUUCUUCAUGCUGCUAACACUACUCCAUUACAAAGACGUUCGAAUGAUCUUUAUUCAUUACAACAAUCACGUGAUUUAAAAAAUUAUCCAUCAUUGAAAAAUAUUGUUGAAUUUUUUCAGAUUAAAGUAAAAUCAUUUUUAGAAAAUUUAACCGGAUUACAGCUAAACAAUAACGUAGCCUUAACAUUUUCAAAAUAUGAACAAAACGAUUAUCUCCUUUGUCAUGAUGAUCAACUUGAACAACGUAAAAUUGCAUUCAUUUUAUAUCUAGUCGAUGAACAAUGGUCCGAUGUUGAUGGUGGUCAAUUGGAAUUAUUUGCAACCGAAUCGACCCCAUCAUCAUCUAAAGAUGAACAACAAUAUGAUCAGCAACCAUCCGAAAUAGCGGCCCGUUUAAUACCAAAAUCAAAUACAUUGGCAUUUUUCGAAGUAAAUCGUUCAUCAUUUCAUCAAGUCGGUGAAAUACUAACUGAUCGAUCACCACGUUGGUCAUUGAAUGGUUGGUUUCAUUCGGACGAUGUUAUUGUUGGUGAACAGCAUUUUCUUUAUCCACAAUUACCAACAUUUCCUGAAAGUGAAAUUCUUGAAGAUGAUCUGACCGAACAUUUUCCGCAAUGGAUAAAUCCAAUAUUUUUACAAAAUUUCAUACAAAAACAGAUUCGUUUAAGUUUUAAAAGAAAUUCCGAGAUUCAAUUGAAAAAUUUUUUAAAUGAAGAUAAAUAUGAACAAAUUCAAUCGGCAUUAUCGUCCGAAUCGGUACGGAAACUUUGGCAUAAAAAUUAUCGGCCAUUAUUUUUUCGUAAUCAUAUUAUUCGUCAUGAUGAAGAUUUUCAAAAAUUACCCGAUAUUCUUAAAGAAUUUUAUUUAUUAAUUAAUUCAAAAAAUUUUUAUAAAUUAAUCACAACAAUGACUGGUGUUACGUUUGUUGACAAACGUAAGUCGUCAAAAAAUCAAAAUGGAAACGCUAACAACAACAAUGAUGAUGAGGAUGUUCAAUUGAUAAAAGAACAACCAUCUACUUCAUCAUCAUCAUCAUCAACAACAGCAACAACGACAUCAGAAACGAAAACAAAAUUUGAUUAUAAAACUCGUGGUGCAAUAAUCGAAUGGGAUCAUGGUGAUUAUUCAUUAUCAUCGGAUAUUAACCCUGAUAUUAAUGAACGUGCAUUGGAUUUGGAUUUCUUUUUCAAUGUGCCAAGAUUACAGGCGAAAAGUACGAAAAAAUUUGGUGAUCAAGAAAUUAUUGAUAUUUCCGAUGAUGAUGAUAAUGGUAAAAGUGAAGAUGAUGAUGAAAAACCGGUUACAACAAAAGAAAAUAAAUCAGAUAAUGCCAAAGAAUCAAAUAAUCCAACAAACAAGCCGAAAGAAGAAGAAAAACAAAAUGAAAAUGAAUCAAAAUCGGAAGCAAAUAAAAUUUCGAUAAAAGAACCAGAGCUGAUUGAAUUGGAUAGCGAAGAUGAUGAUGACAUUGAAUUUGAUGAAGAAAAUGAAGACGACGAAGACGAAGAUGAAGAUAAUGAGGAUGAUGAAGAAUAUGAUGACGAAGAUGAAAUGGAUGAUCAUUAUCGUCAUCUACAUGGUGGUGAUGAUAAUCAUCAUUCAACAACAACAACAGCAAAAGGUGGUGGUUAUAUUGCCUAUAUAACCGAUGAUUCCGAUGAACAAGUAUUAGAAAUUGAACCAAAUAACAAUGUUCUGAAUAUUGUUUAUCGUAAUUAUCAAUGUCAACGUUUUAUGAAAUAUAUUGAUCAUUCUAAUUUACGUACACCAUUUCAACAUAUAUCGAUUAUAUUUACUGAUCAAAAUUGAUCGUAUGUCUAUGAUGGUUGAAUUUUUUUGCAUUAUUAUAAUUAUAAUUAUUGUAUUCAAUGAAAUAAAAAAGGAUGAGAAAUUUU